AUGCCGCUGUGGUGUCGGGUCGGUUUCCAGGGUGGCGUCGACAUUGGGGAGCAUCAUAUUCCCCAGGGGACAAAUGUCUGUAUUUCGAACUACGUCCUACACUAUAAUCCCGACAUUUGGGGAUCAGAUCACGAAAUAUACAAGCCUAGCCGCUGGCUUGAUGACUCUUACAACAAAGAAAAGGGAAGAUACCUAAUUCCAUUCAACCCAUUAUCCGCAGCGGAAAUUUUGACCUCGUCGGCAAUCAUCAAGGCCUCGUCAAAGGGGGAGCUCAAGUUCAAUAGCAUCACCUUGCUGGAGCCGCUCAAGCUCGAAUAUGCCGCUUUUCGUGAUUCGGGAGGUUCAAGGCCUCGAAGAAGAUCCAAAGCCAUUGUGAUUGCCCGUGGAAACCAGAAAGUAUCUGAAGUUACCGUUGAUUUGAUUUCAGAGACCAUCGAUGCUUGGGUAGAUUUUAAAGACGUGAUGCCAAUUCUCACUCUGGAGGAUCUGGAUGUGAUCGAAAGAAUUUCAAGAGUUCAUCCACAGGUGAUAAAAGCCUGCAAAGAAAUUGGGAUAACUGAUAUGUCAAAUGUCUUUUUUGAUGGCUGGGCAAUCGGAAUAGACGAGCGCUGGGGAUUCGAGCGAAGACUACAGCAAGCUCUCCCCUACUAUCGCAAAUUCUCAUCGGAUAAUCAAUAUGCCCAUCCACUUGACUUCAUUGUUGUUGCCGACACUGAGAGAGAGGAAGUUCUAGCUGUUGACAUCAAAACGGUGAACGGCGAACGUACGCCAAUUUCGCUUCAGGAACAUAACUACCUGCCUGAGCUGGUAGGAAAGAGCCUCCAUGGGUAUGAUAUCCUGAAACCAAUCAACAUUACUCAGCCCGAGGGUGUCUCUUUUUCUAUGCAAGGGCGGGAGAUUUCAUGGGCAAAUUUAAAGCUGCACAUUGGAUUCAACUACCGCGAAGGUCUGGUUCUAUCUGAUAUACGAAUGCGCGAUUCUCAUGGCAAAGAGAAUCGCGAGAGAAUUAUCUUCAACCGACUUAGUGUGGUAGAAAUGUUUGUUCCAUACGGGUCGCCGAAUGCACCCCAUCACAAAAAGCAUGCUUUCGACAUCGGAGAGUACGGCUCUGGAUUCAUGACCAACUCUCUGAAGUUAGGAUGUGAUUGCAAAGGUGCGAUCCACUACUUGGACGCUGUUCUGAAUUUCGGAAACGGGACACCUUUGUUGAUUGAAAACGCUGUGUGCAUUCACGAAGAAGACAAUGGCAUCCUGUACAAACAUACAGACUUUCGAGAUGGGAGUGUUGUUCUCGCACGAGAUCGGAAGCUGGUCAUAUCACAAAUUUUAACUGCGGCCAAUUACGAAUAUGCUUUCUACCACACAUUUACGCUGGAUGGAACCUACAAGCUGGAAGUGAAAUUGACUGGCAUGUUGAACACCUAUUGUCUCCACCCAAGUGAAGAAUCUGCGCCCUAUGGCACAGAGGUGGGGAAUAGACUUGAUGCUCAAAACCACCAGCAUAUUUUCUCUCUUCGCAUUGACCCGGAAAUUGAUGGACCCAACAACAGUGUGAUCCAAAAUGAUGCUGUUGCCGCCGAUUACUCUCCGGAGAAGAACCCAUAUGGAAAUGGUUUCCUAGCGAACAAGAGAACCUACAAAACGGCCAGGGAUGGCGCAUCCUCCUAUUGUCACGAAACAUCCCGGACGUGGGAUAUCGUGAACCCAAAUCGAGUCAGCAAAAUAUCAAAAAAGCCGAUUGGAUAUAAGAUCGUCAAUAGCCAGUGUCCUUCUCUCCUAGCACGGCCUGAUAGCAUAGUUACAAAACGAGGAGAAUUUGCUCGAAAGUCGCUUUGGGUCGUUCCUUACCGUGAUGGUGAAUUAUUCCCCGCUGGUGACUAUGUCUGCCAAUCAAGUGGCAUGCAUCAUCCACAAAACUUGACAAUCACUGAUUGGGUGGCUCGCGACGAACCCAUUGAAAACACAGAUAUAGUUUGUUACGUUCAAUUUGGCCUCACGCACUUCCCUCGCAUGGAAGAUUUCCCCAUUAUGCCUGCAGAGCCGGUCAGUGUGACUUUGCGCGCAUCAAACUUUUUUGAGAAAAAUCCUGCUCUCUGGGUGCCUCCGUCAGAUGUAUCUGGAGACAAAUCCUCUGCUUUGGCCACUGUAAGCUUCCACUCCGCAAGCCCCGGAAAAGAGCCAAGUGUAGUGUUCCCGAGACUUUGA
Molecule: messenger RNA, 2205 nt
Organism: Penicillium waksmanii
Lineage: Eukaryota; Fungi; Ascomycota; Eurotiomycetes; Eurotiales; Aspergillaceae
Product: primary-amine oxidase
Exons: 3
Coding region: 1-2205 (734 amino acids)
Biological process (GO): amine metabolic process
Molecular function (GO): copper ion binding; heme binding; quinone binding
Source: RefSeq, a predicted model, not a curated record